AUGGGUUCGCUGGUAUCGCAAGGUUUUGAUCGCUUGUUCAUGCUCUGCCUGCAUGACCUCACCUCUGUGCAGUCCGGAAUGGAUGGUUGUGAACGCCUUCUGGCGGCUUGCCGCAAUGCAGGUCUGACCAUUGCGCACAGUCGGUCUCAUCGCUACGGCUCUGUGGUGCGGGAUGACCUCGUUGGCACGCCUGACGAAGGGUACGAGCUUCACCCACGGAUGAGAGCCCGUGAAGGCGAGAUCGUGGUCGACAAGUGGACGUACGGUGCCUUCGCAUCUACGUACUUGGAGCGAGAGCUCCGUGCUCGAGGUGUCAGGCGGAUUUUGCUGUGCGGUGUGCUGACCAAUGUCUGCGUCUUCGCAACAGCUUCGCAGGCUGUGGAUCGCUUCAUCCCGGUUUGCCUGGUCGAAGAUGCAUGUGCAGCUUUUCAAACAGACUGGCACCAGAAGGCGCUGACGCUCAUCAACGAGCCCCAGACGCAACCGGGGCACAAGCGAGGCUGUGGCCUUUACUUCGGGGAGGUCACACAGGUUGAAAAAGUGGAGGCUGCUCUGAAAGACAUUAAGAGAAGUUUACAGCUGUACGAAAGCGAUGCUGGUUUCUCCUCUGGUGAAAUUCUCUUGAUGGCAACGCAGAGCUUGAGGCUGAUUCAAGAGGUGCAGGAUCGUCGUGUUGGCCGGCAAGCAGAGGAGACGCGCCGCUGCAACUUACGAGUUGGCGCUGUGCCUAACGCUGCCGGAUCUGCCUACGUCGAACAGGGCAACACGAAGAUCAUCGCUUCGGUAUACGGCCCCCGCCAGGCAGAACGGGACCGACAGCAGGCGAGAGCCGAAGGCCUCCUGGCUGUGGAGGUCCUUUUCGCACCCUUCUGUACCAAGGAGUUCAACCGCGAGGAGAACGAGAAGAGAGAGAUCCUUUACAAGUCCCUGCUUCAGGGGGCUCUGGAGUCGGUGAUUUUGUUGGAGAGGUAUGCAAAGACAGCCUUCGACAUCACACUUCUCAUUUUGGAGGACGACGGUGCCGUCCUCACCUCGUGCCUGGCAGCGGCUGCGAUGGCCCUGGCAGAUGCACGAGUGGAAAUGAGGGAUCUAGUGGCAGGUGCCACGGUCCAUUUGCUUCCCGAGUCAGGCAGACUCUUGCUCGACUGCGACCGUGAAGAGGAGCGUUCUUUGCCAGAAGGGAGCUCUGUGCUCCACUUGGGGCUCUGUCCAAGACGAGGCCAUCUUUGCUUGUUGCACAGUGUCGGGCCACUGCCCCCUGGGCCUUUCGAGCAAAUGCGCGCACGCGUCACUGCAUCCUUGGCUCAAGCGUCAUGUCUGGAACCGGAACGUCUCCACGUCAUGGGCACUGCACGAGCUAAUGCUCACUGCUUAUCGAUGACUCAGCGAAAGGCAAGACGCCUGCCCUCAACCCUCGCCACACUGACAGGUGCAGGCCUCUCUUCACAAGCGGCCCAUGCAUUCGCAUCACCUGUGAGGAGUUCGGUGCAGGCAAGUAUUCACAUGGCGCCUCCAAGACAGCUCUCAUUCUGCAAGGGCCUGCCGUGCUUCCAGCAGACCAGCGCCCGCACCGCGAGCCAGCUGGCCGCUGUAGGUCCAGGUCACGUCUUCUGA
Messenger RNA from Symbiodinium necroappetens, 1614 nucleotides. The record is from the annotation of a GenBank genome assembly. NCBI's taxonomy places the organism in Eukaryota, Dinophyceae, Suessiales, Symbiodiniaceae.